AUCACUUGAUCAUAUUCACGUGAUUGUGUGUGAUGACCAAUUUCUACCGGCUAAGAUCAUUGAGUCAGUUGGAGUCCUUCAUUCCUCCAUGGAGCGAAAUGAUCAAAGUGACGAUGCCGGUCUUGCAGCAGUCUUCUUUGGAAUCCACCAGGGAAAAUACAUCAUCAAAAAUGCAAACGUAAAGGCCCAGAAUGCUUUGAAGGAAGUCAGCCAUCUUCAGGCAUUGACAGAGAAUGUGAAGAAGAUUGAUGAGUUCAUGGAGUCCAUGCCAGAGUGUCACAUGGAAACGUUCGAUUGGGAAACUGCUUCGAAACUGGGAGUGGAUACUUUUCAUUCUUUAUCAGAGGCUUUCACCAAGGGUGGAUCACAGGUUGCAUCAUCAUACAAGAGUGUGAUCUCAACUGCAAAGAAAUCUUUGUCAGAUUUCGUGACCGCGGUCUCGAAGGCUUUCAUUCUCGGACAAGGACUUCCAUGGUUCCAGCCAGCAGCUACCAAAUUCUUGGACACCAAAACAAUUUCCAGUCUUCCAACCAUGCAGUUUUCCAAUUGGAAGCCAAUAUCAGGAAGCAAAUGUGUGAGUUCCGAUGCAACAUCAAUCAUGAAGAUUGCCUUUGACACUGAAUCGCUGAUUCAUCAGAUCGAAGAUACUUUCAAAUCAGUUAUCAAGGACAAUUGUGAAACCUCGGCGCCUGUGAUCAUGCGGUUGGUUGAUUCGAUCAAUCGUUACCAAACAGGUUCUUUGAAAUCCAUCACGUCGAUUGGAUUGGCUAGUGAAAGUUCGCUUGCAUCCUUUGAGAACAUGAGGGAGAUUGUUUGCAAGAUGACUCACCAACAAGUACAAGACACACUGCAUAUAGCAAUCAAACAGAUUGGCAUCAUCAUGGCCAAGGUGGAGAAGCCACCACUAUCUGCAGAAGAUGUGCAUGCAGUAUCAGCAUUAUCCGAAAAGAUGUGUUUGUUGAGCACUCGGCUUCCAGAUGCUGACAAUCAGGAGGAUGUCAAAUUGCUCGGCUUAUGCAAGGUCUUUGUGACAUGUAGCAAUGCCAAAGACUUAGCUGUCAAAGAACCAGAUUCACGCGAAGGGCUCGAGCAGUUCAUUCGGCCACUGAUGGAGUUGCAUCGUGUUUUCAGAACACCAGGCUCAGGGAAGGCCAAGGUGACUACACAGCCAGAACACCAGAAGGCAUGCUUGACGUCAAUCCAUGACAGUCUCAGUCGCAACAGCACUGACUUCAAAGAUGCAUUUCCAGAUUUCGGUACAUUUGAAACAUGCUUUCUGGACUUGGAGAACAGUGCAACAUCUUUGAUGACCAAACGUUGUGAGUACUAUGAGAAGGAUACCACUCAGUCUGUCAAGAACCUUGAAGCCAUGUUGAAAGUGAUUCCUGAAAUCAAUCCUGAUGAACCUGAUCAGUUUCUCAAAGCAAUUGAGUCAGUUCAGCAAAAGUUGUUGGACACAUGCGAUUCGUCAGCAGAGAUUAUCAUCUCAGUAGAGAAAGACCUUUCGGCUUUCAACUGUCAACCGUCUGACAUUUGCGCCAAUCUUUCGGAGUUGAAAGCAUUGCAUCAUCGUGCAACGACAUUGCUUGGUGAACAAUCAGCCGCAGUGCUGUUAAAUCUACCGACAGGGAAGAAAUGCAUUUCCCAGAGUGUCAAAGCGAACGGCAGACUGAAGGCUAUGCUCAAUGUAUUGAGCACGAACUGUCAGGAGAAGAAACUUGAUAUCAAUGCAACUUUGCAUGCGCGAGUUACAUCGUUGCUGUAGCUUCACUGCUUCAAUACGACGAUGUACAGAUGUAACAUAGUGGCUGAUUUUACAUGUGCUAGAUACACUGCGAGGUGUAGCGUGUAUGCAAUGCACAGUCACAGAAAUCCCUGCGGCGAUGUCACUUCACGAUGAAACGGAUUGAUUGAUC
Cladocopium goreaui is the source of this 1916-nucleotide messenger RNA. Lineage: Eukaryota; Dinophyceae; Suessiales; Symbiodiniaceae. The record is from the annotation of a GenBank genome assembly.